Messenger RNA from Armigeres subalbatus, 1523 nucleotides. RefSeq names its product zinc finger protein 3 homolog. The transcript is spliced from 2 exons. The record is from RefSeq and is a predicted model, not a curated record. Lineage: Eukaryota; Metazoa; Arthropoda; Insecta; Diptera; Culicidae. The coding region runs from base 272 to 1492 and encodes 406 amino acids.
GAAAUAAAAAUCCGUAAAUUUCCCUCAAAAUCAUUUUGAUCCGAAUAUUCUAGUGAUAUGCUUAUAUUCCUACCAUAAAUCAAUCAUGAAAGCCAUCAAUAUUCUUAAUUAAUCGCAAAGCAGUUUUUCCGAAACUGCUCCAGAGACUAUGUCCCUGUAAACAAGCUCUGUGAACUGUCAACCUACGUCAUCUUGCACUGGUCUAUUGUACAUUAAUAAUUGGAAACUACUUUUGCUGGGUAUUUUGUAUUUUAAAGCUGCAAGCUCCGGAAUGAUAGAGUUUAUCAAAGUUGAAGUUCAAACAUUUGAAGAGGAGCCAUCGGUGUCGGAGAUCAACAUUGGAGAGCAGAACCGCAUCCAGCGACUAUGUGACCUUAAGAAGCAGCUUCAAACGGUAAAUGCAUUCGAACUUCUUAAAAACCGCUAUCUUGAAUCGUUAGAGCAAAAACAAAAUGUGGAGAUUCUCAGCAGUUCCUCGAAACUCCCAGAUCCAGAAUUGGGUAGUGCAAAUAAUGAGACGGAGUGCAUUUGCGAAGUUUGUGGUCAAACGUUUAGCACCCUGAAGCACAUGCUUCGCCAUAUGGACGGGUAUCACGCAAUCCCUGGUUCGCUCAUCAAGCGAACGGGGAAAUCAUUGUUCAAGUGCAAAUUCUGUGAGCUGGAAUUCCAGGCUCGUAGUCAACUGCUGCGACACAAUGAGCGGGAACACGCUAAUCCUAGCUCCAGCGCUGAGGAAAACCAACCAAAGCGAAGAAAGAAGCUUCUUGAGGAAGCACUCUUAUUGCAGAAGACAACUUGCGUUCAUUGCGAUGUGAAAACAGGCAGUAUGGAGGAAUUUGUUGCUCACCUAGAGGUGCACCAUGCCGGUAAAUUUUGUGAUAUUUGCUACAAGAUAUUUCAAGAUUCGACUUACAUGAUGCUCCACAAAAGAGUACAUUUAGGGCAAAAUCCGUUUGCGUGUGAUUUUUGUCCCAAGGUCUUCAAAACUUUACAGCAUGUGGGAGAGCACCGGCGAGGCCAUACGGGUGAUAAGCCUUUCAAGUGCACGGAAUGCCCCAUGGAGUUCGCUCGAUCGGGGGAUCUCAAUAAGCACAAGAAGUUUAAACACACGAAAAGUCCGUCAUUUAUUUGUGCACAGUGCCCCGCAACGUUCUACAGUUCGUCGCUGUUCUAUCGGCACAAGCGGAAGCAUCUUGACGCAGAGCAGGGCAUCGACGACUCUGUAGUGGGAGAAUUCCCUUGCCGACAGUGUAAGGAAAUGUUCAGAAAUGGAAACGAACGUAAGGAGCACGUACUGCUGCGGCAUGGCGAGGGAAGACCGUUCGAGUGUGUGGACUGCGGUAAACGGUUCAAGCUGGCAAAUCAUUUGAAAGCCCAUGCGUUGACGCACAUUGGGGUGAAGACGCAAACAUGCGAUGAGUGUCCAGCUGCGUUCUAUUUGGCAGGCGAUCUGAGGAGACAUCAGAAGAGGCACCUGAAAUCAAUGGAAUGAUAGACAUCAAUAAAUCUUAGAAAAAUUCAAA